This is a messenger RNA of Phyllotreta striolata, 1368 nucleotides long. NCBI's taxonomy places the organism in Eukaryota, Metazoa, Arthropoda, Insecta, Coleoptera, Chrysomelidae. The record is from the annotation of a GenBank genome assembly.
UAUUAAGAUGUGAUCCUUCCAUAAAAUGAUAUUUCUAUUAACCCGUCAAUUUUUCAAGUGACAUUAGUCAAAAUGAACAAAAAAGACUUAUAAUUUGUAAUUAAAGAGGUUCACAAAGAAAAACAUACAUACAUGCCAGACGACAGUUUAAAACUGAACUCGAUGGAAGCUUUGAUGCACCUUGUGAAAGGCAAUGUAGGAACAGGAAUAUUUGCAAUGGGUGAAGCUGUAAAAUCCGCCGGGAUAAUAGUAGGUCCAUUAUUCAUUUUGAUCGUAGCAGUCCUCUGCGUACAUUGCAUGCAUUUACUGACAAUAACGGCUAAAAGUUUAAGAGAAAAGCACGGCGUUAGCACCCGCCUGGACUUUGCCAAAACAUUGGAAUUAUCCAUUUUGCUCGGCCCACCUCAAGUAGUCAAGUACUCCCUUCAUGCAAGAAAGUUGGUCAAUUAUUGUAUCAUUAUAUCCCAAAUUGGUUUCUGUUGUGUAUAUUUUAUAUUUAUAACCGACAACGUUCAUCAGGUAGCAGAUUACUACGGGAUUGUGAUAGAUUUACGCACAGUAAUGGCCGGACUUUUCGUACCGGUGCUGUUGCCUUGCCUAGUGAGGAAUUUAAAAUACUUAGUACCGAUAUCGAUAAUGGCGAAUAUAUUCAUGUUUUUCGGUAUUUUCAUGGUGAUCGGCUACGCAGUGAACGAUCUUCCUCCUUUUAGCAAAAGGAGGUACGUGGGCGAUUUGUCAAUGUUGCCCCUUGUUUUCGGCACCGCCGUAUUUUGCUUCGAAGGAAUCGCUCUGGUUCUUCCCAUUAAGACGCAGAUGAGGGUGCCCCAUAAUUUUUCUCGUCACAUGGGAGUUUUAAACGUUGGGAUGACGUUCGUAGCGAUUCUAUUCGUCUUUAUGGGGUUUAUAGGAUACUGGAAAUGGGGGGAGGAAGUUUUGGAAAGUGUUACUCUAAAUUUACCUCAAGAUCAAAUUUUGUAUCAGGUGGUGAAAUUAUUAAUUACUGCAGGAGUAUUAUUUACGUAUUGUUUGCAACUGUUUCUGGCUGUAGAAGUGAUGUGGCCCUUUAUAUUAGAAGGAAAAUUGAGGAAUAACAGGCAUCCAGUAGUUUGGGAAUUAUUAUUUCGAUCGAGUCUUGUAUUAUUGACUUUUAUUUUAGCUCAGAUUGUCCCAUUUCUGUCUAUAUUUAUAUCAUUUGUGGGUUCAUUUUGCGCUGCGAGCCUAUGUCUUCUUUUCCCUGUUGUAAUGGACCUGCUGAUGAAUUACGCCGACGAAACGCUCACGACAUACGUUAUUACUAAAGAUUCCAUCAUUUGUUGCUUUUGUUUGUUAGAAAGCAAUUGUGUAGCCGUCGUUUCUUUGGAUUCUUGA